Messenger RNA from Exophiala oligosperma, 3003 nucleotides. RefSeq lists its product as uncharacterized. NCBI's taxonomy places the organism in Eukaryota, Fungi, Ascomycota, Eurotiomycetes, Chaetothyriales, Herpotrichiellaceae. The coding region runs from base 412 to 2580 and encodes 722 amino acids. The record is from RefSeq and is a predicted model, not a curated record. The transcript has 2 exons.
UGUGCUUGUGUGUGUCUCCUUUGUGUUGCUCCCAUCACAUUUGCUUGCAAUCCAUUGAGCACGGCUGCCCGUUACCAUCAACAUCUUUCCUUUCUCUGACUCUUUGUUUUGUCACUCAUUAUCCCCCCUAGUCACUCUUUUGUACAGAAUCCUCACCUCAGUCGUUCUUUUUCCAACAUCCCGAGUGUGGAAUUCAUUCCACGUCCAUUCAUUCCUCCGCCCAGUCUGGACCGUGAAGCACAGAACCCGAACCCAUUGACCACCACCCCUCGAAAACCUUCAAACAUACACAAACCUCCGGGGCCUUGAUUCAGCAUGUCUUAUUAGACCCCCCCUGCUAAACAAUAAUACUACUCGCACCGUCUUUGUCUGCUGAGGACGCUCAGUCGGCGUUCGAUCAUCACCAAAACAAUGUCCGGCCAUAUUUUGCCCGAACACGAGCCACAAAUACAACCCCGGAACCCUUACCCUAUUGCCCGACCAGGUCCCGUACCCGACUUCAGGCUAGAUGGAUUGUUUGUGGAAGAGUCAGUAUCAGUCUCGUUAGUGGCGAGGAGCGAGGCCAGCGAGCCGUCAAGCUCGAGUUCAUCCAAGUCGGAUGGUGGUGGUGGAGGAGGAUCCAGCGACACGUUGCCAAUUCUCUUGGGAGUGCUCGUACCACUAGCCAUUGCGGGUGCAGUUUUUUUCUACCUACACCGUAGGCAUGUAAGGAAGCUCCGGCAGGAAGAUGCAGAGGACAAGCACAAGUCCUUGGAUUUUGGUCUCAACAUCACGUCCGAGAAAUCUCGCGGCAAUGGACCCCAAAUGUCCGAAAAUCCCAGCCCGGGACGGAGAGCUCGUGGAUUAUCGAUCGAUCUGGGGAUGCAUAACCCGUACCUACUGCCUCCAGAGGUUCACCAGUCUCGGGAAUCUCUGCAUUCUUUGUCUCGAUUGAACACGGGUGACGACAAGUAUCGAGCAACUACUUUUAUUCCGGACGAUGGAUCCAUCCGACCUCCGUCAAGCCACAGAAGCCCGAUUGACGAUUCUUCGAGUUACACCAGUUCCAUGAAGAACCCCUUUGAUUCUAAGCAAAACCUGUUGUAUAAUGGACAGGGAAAACCAAUGGGCGGACGUAGUGACUCAGUGGAUACUAUGUCUCCCACCUUAAGCACUGGGCCCAACAACCUCCUUGCGCCGAAUGCUGCUGAUGCUGGAAGAGAUUCAUAUGUCAGUACAACGAGUAGCAAUGGUGCUCUGACGGCGAUGAGGGCCAGUAACAAUUACCUUGGACAGUUCAUUUCCGGAGGUAAUGGCUUGCCGCAAGAAGAUUCGAGCAAAAAAGUGGCCACGGCCACAGUUGCUGAGAUUCGAGUUGAACCUCCUCCAGAGGACAUUCAACCUCCCUCGCCAGCCGUUGUAAAGGAACCCCGAUAUGAUGAGGCUUCAGCUGCAAACGUGCCAUAUUCAUCACACCAACCGAGACCCUCGGACGCGCCCAGUAUCACUGUCAGCCAACCAGAAGAACGCCAGCCACGUCUCCCUCAGCUCAGCUUCAUUGACUCUCAAGGUGUCAAGCAGAAUUCAGUCGAGCCUGCGGCGGACACACAGAUGAACGUGCCAGUCACCAACGGCGCUCCUGAACAUCCUACCACCCCCUCAACAGAUGCUGUCCCCGAGACUCCCCUGACCCCAUCCAGUCAGUACCAGGAUUCGUAUGUCGAUGAUUACUAUGAUGAAUACGAAGCAAAUGGGGCCGAAGAUUACCAGGAUUACCUAGAUUACGAACAGUAUCUUGGUUACGACCCGCGGAGGUCGAUGAUGGGCAUGCGACCUCUUCCUCCCGAGGAUCCUUCGGACAAUCCUGAACAGCGAGCCAAUCGUAUCCGUUCCUUCUACAAGGAGUACUUUGACGAGUCGAAGCCACAUCCACCUGGACAGUAUCAAGGUCCUGGCGAGGCUGGAUUUGAUAACUACCAUGACGGCUACUACGACGCCGGCGCGUUUGAGCCCCCUCGCCAACCGUAUGGACGUCACCGUGCAAUGUCGAAUGGAAGCUUCCUGACGGCACCGCGAGCAUUCUCAUCAGCAUCAGGACGAUUUGGGCCUCCACCUUCCAUGCGAUCCAAGAAGAGGUUGCCUCCACCAAAGCCACUCAAUGUUUUGCCUACUCCUCAUCUACUUGACAACGACAAUUUCUUACCAGCUGAUUUUGCACCACCCAAGAAGUUCCAAAACCAAAGAGCCGGUACACCUGAUAGUCUUCGAGGUGGGGUCAAGCAGUAUAAGAUCCCGCUGAGGCCCCAUGUACCGUUGGCGUCGUCAUUCGACGACCUAGCGGUGAUUCCAAGCCCUCACGCAUUGAGAAGGUCUGGCACUUUCACAGCACUAGACUUUGCGCCACCAGGUCGGCUGGGCGUAGCAGAUUCUGCAAUGAGCGAGACUGGCAGCAUUCGAAGCAACCGAUCUGGAAUUUCUGCUAUGCACAACCACAGCAUCCGUUCAGGAGCUUAUCGUGUUAGCCGCAUUCCCAAAGAGGUGGCCGGCACGAAGAACGAGUUGUUUGCGGCUUUGAGGCCACAAUGGGAUCUAACCCGAUGAUCUAGAGUCGUCAUGGACUUGAAAUGUGUAUACGGCCGUGGACCCCAUGGUUUAUUCUGACAUUUAAAGCGUGCAGUAUAUUGAGCAUAGCGGGAGGAGUUCAACGGCACCGAGCAUGCCCUUUAGCUCUCUGGAAUAUUUUGUGUGUAGCCACUGUACUAGUACUACCAAUGCCAAAGGAGGAAAAUGUAUAAUAUCUUGGAUGAGGCCGUCCGUACGGAAUUCAGCUGAAAAGUGUCAAUCCGGCUGAUAUCGCAAGAAAAGACUCGCCCAGAUCUAUAUAUUUUAUCAUCGUUUAGCGAGGUGCGUCCGGAGAUGCAUGUUAGACGGGACCUGGCAUUGGAUGAAUACGAGACAUUCGACAUCUGGGCAUGUCUAAUCUUGGGUAACACACAGCGGAGCCUCGUAGAAAGUCACUUUCGG